This is a messenger RNA of Aspergillus sclerotioniger CBS 115572, 2466 nucleotides long. RefSeq lists its product as uncharacterized. Gene Ontology annotation, molecular function: DNA binding; zinc ion binding; DNA-binding transcription factor activity, RNA polymerase II-specific. Gene Ontology annotation, biological process: regulation of DNA-templated transcription; DNA-templated transcription. Lineage: Eukaryota; Fungi; Ascomycota; Eurotiomycetes; Eurotiales; Aspergillaceae. The coding region runs from base 166 to 2238 and encodes 690 amino acids. The record is from RefSeq and is a predicted model, not a curated record. The transcript is spliced from 7 exons.
AUGACUGAGUUGCCGACUCUCCGUCUUCCCCGCACGCAAUACCCGGCUCCUGCGCCCACGUCCUAUACUACUAUCUCUCGGCUUCUCAGCGUUGUUGUUGAAUAGUCCUUCCACAGCCAAGAAUACAAACCAAGUUAGAAAGCUACACAAGCCCCCCCCUCGGGAAUGCCACCAAAACCUUCCCACUCACACCGAAGAGCGCAGAAGCGAAUUGCCGUCGCAUGCCAUCGGUGUCAUUCCCGCAAGGUGAAAUGCAACGCACAGAAUGGCGUUUCCUGCAGCGGCUGUUUGGCAAGCAACACUCCGUGUGUCUUGAUUGAUUCUCAGCGGGGGCGUUAUGUCCGACAAGCCAAGCGAUCAGCCCAUUCCGCCCUCCAGUUUACUAGAAACGCCGAGAUGGAGACACGUCACCCCCCUCAUGAUGAAGCCCAUAUCGCCGUUACCUUGGACCAGUCUGAUGUCGCGCAACCGUCGGCUCCACCGGCCCGUCCAGAUGCAGAUGCAGACUCGAACAACCGGUUCUACUUGCACAUUGCCGACCAGGGGGUCAGGUCCUCACCAGCGCCUAUCACGGACGAAGCAAGCACUCUUUUCUUAGGCGAGUCAUUCAGCCUUACGUACGUAGUCCACGAUGUUCUAGCUCCGUUCCUCUGCAAGACCCCGGCGUUCCAAAAGCGGUUGCACUUCCCCAUCGCCAAAGGUUUCGACCCCAGUGACCAAGGGCAGCAUAAUAUUGUCCAGGCGCAGACUUGUCUGCUGGAGAAGCGAGGCAUCUUUUUCCUUCCCAGCGAUGAUGCCCUCCAACGACUACUUCUGGUCUAUUUCCGAUACUUUCACCCGGCAUUUCCAGUCAUCCGUCGGUCAGAGUUCUUACAAAAAUGUCAGUCAAACCAAAUGUCUCUACUAGUCCUGUGCGGGGUCCUCAUGGUCGCUACAACAAUGUGCAGUGGUGCCGAUCUAGCUUUGGCCGGCUUUCCCCAUAGACACCAGGCCCGUGAGACCUUCUACCAGCAAGCUCGAGCCCUGUACGACUCGGACUCUGAUCCGGACAAGAUAAACAACGUAGUCGCUGUAUUUCUUCUCAGUUUCUGGUGGGGUGGCCCCAACGAUCAGAAGGAUUCUUGGUAUUGGCUGGGGAUUGCCAUUGGAGCUGCGCAGAGUCUGGGAUUGCACCGUUCGACAUCGAAAUCCCACAUGAGUAGCCAGACUGCUCAGUUAUGGAGAAGAAUCUGGUGGAGCUUGCGGAUUCGAGAUGCUCUUGUCAGCGGAUCAAUCGGCAGACCCCAGCACUUUUCCGUUAACGACUGCGAUGUCGAGAUGCUGGAUCCCCGAGACUUGGAAGAUUGUGAAUUCCUCGCUGGCUCCGAGGAAGAACACUAUUCAAGUCAAAUGGCUCAUCUAUCUACCAUAUUCAGCCGCAUUGUGGCAUCACGAUAUGCCGCACAACACCCAAGUGAUGUUAGUGAAAAGCUUAAACUAGAAAGUGAGCUUGAUCAUUUCCGAGCACAAAUACCACGGGAGUUACAGUAUCAGGGAAUCGAUAGUGAGACUGGGAAGGGCCUAUGGCCCGUAAUGCUUCUGAUGGCUUAUGACUUUGGAAUCAUCUUGCUCUGUCGGCAACCCCGAAGCACCCGCGACGAAAACGAAAAGCUAUGGGGCAACCACCAGAAGGCUAUGGCGGCAGCCAACGAGGCUACCCGGUUAAUGGAGGAUAUUUUGGCAGCCUCCAUGGGGAAUGUGUGCCAAAUUCAUACAAUCCCGGCUCUUUUCAAUUCGCUGGCAAUGCACGUCUUUUCUAUGUGCACAUCUGGCAAAUUUGGUCGUGAUCUGGCAGAAAUCCGAGCACAGGUCUGUAUGCUGGGACUGACCUCGUUGCAGGAGAGCUGGCCCGUCAGCGGCUGGAUCUUGAAGCUGUUUAUGGAUAUCAUGGAAAGGCUGAAGAACAUCACACGAUGCCAAAAUACCCAGCGGGAUCAAGAGACUGAAUUAGAUGCCGAUUCAUCCACACGACAGUCAUCUAAGGGCAGAAAUAUAGAUCCUCCAACACCAUCGCCGUUCACCGAGCCAGGGGUAACCCUGACGAGCACCGAAACUCUCAAUCAACUAGAUACAGCCUUUGCUGGCGACACGGAUAUUUACCCGAAUCUGUUUGUGAUGGACGACCUAUUUCAGGAUCCGAGCUUAGAGCAAACCUCUUUCUUUGACCUCCUCAGACUGCCUAGUUUGGAUCUAAUAUGAUGCUACAAGCUGUGGUAGCUUUAUUGUAGAGUAUGAAACUACCACGGCUCUGACUCGAGCAAUAAAUUCCCCGACGACCACUGAGUCAUAUUGCUCAGUGAGAUGCUCCAGUAAUCAUCCUGACAGGGAACUAGUCAAUGCUCAAUCAUACUGUCGGCCACAUAUCCUUGCUAGAUGCGAAUAUAAUGGUCAUCCUUAAUACAGCAAUGAUGAUCCCAACCAUACCCG